Musca domestica (house fly) is the source of this 508-nucleotide messenger RNA. RefSeq names its product protein PET117 homolog, mitochondrial. The transcript is spliced from 2 exons. The coding region runs from base 116 to 361 and encodes 81 amino acids. Gene Ontology annotation, cellular component: mitochondrion. The record is from RefSeq and is a predicted model, not a curated record. NCBI's taxonomy places the organism in Eukaryota, Metazoa, Arthropoda, Insecta, Diptera, Muscidae. Gene Ontology annotation, biological process: mitochondrial respiratory chain complex IV assembly.
ACAUUUAGUUGAAUGUUUUUGUUUUGCAUAACCUUUCAAAAGUGAUUAGAUUUUUAACUUCAUCCAUGUAGAUAUUUGUUCUGAAAUUAAUUUAAGUAUUAUUAUCUUGUACAACAUGUCUCUGGCCUCAAAAGUUACAUUGGCGGUUUCCUUUGUCGUUUCCGGUGGAAUUAUUGGUUAUGUUCAUUUAAAACAGACGACUGACAGGGAAAAGCUACACGAGGGUGUAGUGCGGGAUGUGGAAAGGCAACAACGCCGGAAAAUGGAAAACACCUAUACGCUGCAGAAACAAAUUGAUUUGACCAAACAAUUGAAACAAAUGCAAACGCAGGAGGGUGAUGUGAAUACAACAGGCACGUAGGCCCUACGAUAGGAAUAUUUGUUAUUGUUAAUUUAAGAGACAAUUUCUCAUUGUUUAACAUCCUGAAAGGAUGUGAUGUCACUGGCAAUGUUGUAAAUCUGGUUAUCUUAAUAAAAAUCAUAUAAACUAGUAUUUUCAAAAGAUAAA